AUGCUUAAGGAUACUCUCGGAGGUAACAGCAACACUUGUUUAAUAGCAAACAUAUGGCCUGAAAGGCAAUACGUAGAGGAGACAAUUUCUACUUUGCGUUUUGCACAGCGGAUGAUGGGGGUGUCUAGCAAGGCAACAGCAAAUAUUGAGAUUGACCCUCUGGCUUUGUCUAGGAGAUUAGAAAGAGAUGUGCAGCGCCUCAAACACGAACUCCAAAUCACCAACUCCCUCAUGGGCAGGCCCCCGCCAGCCUACGAAGCAUCCUCCCCUGAGGAGCUGGAGGAGAUCAGGAAGACGGCGACCCUCUUUUUAAAUGGAGAGCAGCAAGACAUUCAAUUCUCCUCCGUCAGACAGAUGGAGGAGCUGCUGCAGAUGAUGCGUUCUGUCUUUCAAGAGACAACAGCAGCAAUCCGCCGAGAAGCAGCAGCAGAAGCAUCAAUUGCUUCCGCUGCUGCAUCAGCUCCAGACAGCGAUACCCAGGGGGCCCCCCAGGGGGGGCCCCAGGGGGGCCCCCAAGGGGCCCCUGAGGCGGGGGGGGGCCCCAAAGGGUUUGGGGCCGGGGGGUUGGCUACAGCCAGGUGCAAUAACAGCGCCGAAAGGAGCAGCAUCAGUAGCAGUAGGAGUAGCAGUAGUAGGAAUAAGAGCAGCAUCAGCAGCAGCAGCAACAGCAGCGUGAUCAGCAGCAGCAGCAGCAGCGGGAGCAGCAGCAGCAGCAGCUGCAGCAGCAAGGGGUGUAGCUUGUUGCUGGUGUUGCUGCGGUGUAUAUCCGCAGAAGUAGGAUAUGAAGACCCCACAGUUGGCGGCGUCUCAUUAGGGUUUGACCCUGAUCAGUCAGAGAUAUCUGCAGCAGACAGACUCAGCGAAACAAGAGCACCUGGCUCUACCCAGGUGUAUGAGGAGAGCGAGGGCAUAUCUGUUCGUAGAAAUGUUGUUGUUAGUUCGGGGGUUUUAAAGAAAGAAGUAUUUGCUGAGUUUAGUAAAACCGACGGUAAAGGCAUUUGUUUAUCUUUGGCGUCUCUGGAGACCAAACAAAACCACGGAAAGAGACAAUUAAAAGCCCUAGGCAGAGUAAGACAUUAA
This is a messenger RNA of Eimeria acervulina, 1080 nucleotides long. RefSeq names its product kinesin motor domain-containing protein, putative. Gene Ontology annotation, biological process: microtubule-based movement. NCBI's taxonomy places the organism in Eukaryota, Apicomplexa, Conoidasida, Eucoccidiorida, Eimeriidae. The coding region runs from base 1 to 1080 and encodes 359 amino acids. Gene Ontology annotation, molecular function: ATP binding; microtubule binding; microtubule motor activity. The record is from RefSeq and is a predicted model, not a curated record. The transcript is spliced from 7 exons.